GUCACCUGUAAGGAACGAAUCAUCGAGAGCGUCACAAACUAAAUUGCUCCUGAUAAGAUAAGAUUGGCGAGGCGCUCAGUCGACCAUGCGGCCUCCCACCUGCAAUCAGCUCUCCCCCCGCAAGAAGAAGAAAUCCGUCUUCUUCAGAGCCCUGUCCGCCGUGUCUUCCGUCGACGGUCUGUCUCGCUUCUUCCUCACCAACCUCUUCCGCGGUAGGAAUCGGAUUCGUGUCUAUUCCAAGCAGAGUAUCACCCAUGUCAGCCCCUCGCCGAUCUGUCUCAAGGAGGAGCGCGGUGGGAGCUUAGAGCAAGAGUACGAACUGAAAGAAGUGGUGAAAGAAGGACAUGAGCGGGCAGAUCCUUCUCAGUUCGAACUCCUCAAGGUUCUUGGCCAAGGCUCCUUUGGAAAGGUUUUCCUUGUUCGGAAGGUGGUCGGAGCAGAUAGUGGCACUCUAUAUGCUAUGAAAGUUCUCAAAAAAGCAACAUUAAAAGUGCGUGAUAGGAUGAGGACAAAAAUGGAACGUAAUAUAUUAGUAGAUGUUCGCCAUCCAUUUAUUGUCCGUCUCCAUUAUGCCUUUCAAACUGAAGGCAAACUCUACCUCAUUCUCGAUUUCCUUCGGGGUGGUGAUCUCUUCUCUAGGCUCAAUAAAGAGUUGAUGUUCACAGAAGAAGAUGUCAAAUUUUAUCUUGCCGAACUGGCACUUGCCCUCAAUCAUCUUCACAGCCUAGGAAUCAUUUACAGAGAUCUGAAACCAGAAAACAUCUUGUUGGACGAAGAAGGCCACAUAUCACUGACAGACUUCGGCCUCAGCAAGCAACCAAUCGAUGACCAAAAAGCUUACUCUUUUUGUGGCACCGUGGAGUACAUGGCGCCAGAGGUAGUCAAUCGUAAGGGUCACUCAUUUGCAGCAGACUGGUGGUCUUUUGGUGUACUUAUGUUUGAGAUGCUGACUGGCACCCUGCCAUUCCAAGGAGCCAACAGAAAAGAGACAAUGACUCAGAUUCUGAAAGCUAAACUUGGGAUGCCGCAGCAUUUGUCGCAGGAAGCUCAGUCUCUUCUCAGGGUACUAUUCAAAAGAAAUCCAGCCAACAGAUUAGGAGCCGGUCCUGAUGGGGUUAAUGAAAUUAAAAGUCAUUCAUUUUUUGCCACUAUUGACUGGGAUAAACUACUUAAGAAAGCUAUUCAGCCUCCGUUCAAACCUGCGGCUCAGAGAGCUGACGACGCAUUCUAUUUUGAUUCAGAGUUCACUUCAAAAUCUCCCAAAGAUUCCCCGGGAGUCCCUCCUUCUGCCAAUGCCCAUGAACUCUUCCGUGGCUUCAGCUUCAUUGCACCCUGCCUACUUGAGCCAGAGGAGCAGCCUGUGAAAGUGAUGGAACCUUUAACUAGGAUGCCAUACUCGAAACCUAAUCCUAUAAGUGAAGAUUACGAAUUGCGUGAAGAAAUUGGCAGAGGAAGUUACUCAGUUUGUCGUUUGGCCCUCCAUAAAGCAUCUAGGACCGAAUGGGCUGUUAAGGUUAUUGACAAAUCUAAGCGAGAUUGUCAAGAAGAAGUAGACAUACUUCUGAGGUAUCGAGGGCAUCAAAACAUUGUCUACUUAAGAGAUGUCUAUGAAGAUGACAACAAUGUUUACUUAGUUAUGGAAUUAAUGCGUGGGGGAGAAUUACUGGACAGAAUUCUUAGGCUUAAAGCUUUCUCAGAACGUGAAGCCUCUGCGAUAAUGCAAACAGUCAUUUCUACUGUUAAUUAUCUUCAUCAACAUGGGGUUGUCCAUCGUGAUUUGAAGCCAUCCAAUCUAUUGUAUGCCUGUGAAAGUGCUAGUCCUGAAGGGUUACGCCUUUGCGACUUUGGGUUUGCAAAACAACUUAGAGCUGAAAAUGGUUUACUGAUGACUCCAUGUUAUACAGCAAAUUUCGUUGCACCAGAAGUUUUGAAACGUCAAGGCUACGAUGCAGCAUGUGAUAUCUGGUCUCUCGGAAUUCUGCUUUACACUCUUUUAGCUGGACGAACACCUUUCGCCAACAGUCCCACUGACACACCAACAGAUAUUCUUCAAAGGAUAGGAGACAGUAAAAUAGACUUAGAUUCUGGUAACUGGACUAAUAUUUCUGCUGAAGCAAAGGAUCUGGUGAGAAAAAUGCUGCACGUAGAGCCUGGUCGAAGGCCAACAUCUUCAGUGCUCCUGCAGCACCCUUGGCUAAGCGCCAGGAGCCGCCUGCCAACAUCAAGGCUCAUCACGGGAGAGGUAUCUGUUGUUAAGGGAACAGUCGCUGCGACGUACAGGGCUGUAGGCCCAAGAGCUCCCAACCUGGGUCCUGUUGUUAUGUCUGAGCUGGCUCGCCGCCGUAGGAAAUCCAGACCGAAAUCAACUGCACAAGUCUAGCCCAUUGCCUGUUUGAAUUAACAACUGUUCACUGUUGUUUUUUCAAUUGAAUGUUUUCCUUUCGCAUUGUCUCCAGUGCUAAAUUGGGUGUAAAAAUGAGCAUUGAAAUCAUUUUUGAGCAAUGCUGUUGAAAAUAUGUCGAAUCGGUGCAUAUUGUUUGGUUUAGUUCUUAACUUGACAAGAGAUUUAAAAAACUUGUUUGUUAUAGAAGGAGUUUUAGGUGUUUAAAAUAUUAUUUGUCUUCAUAAAAUGGAUGUUAACCAUUUUUUAUUCUUUGAGGAUAAAUUCAUUAAAGUUGUUCUCGAAUUAUUUUGUCUUUUAAUUAUCAACUUAUUGUUUUUUAUAUUUUAAAUAUACAUGGGCCAGUUGUACAAAAUGAAAAUAGUUUUUGAUUCGUAGACAGAUGAUGCUAGUUGAAAGUAUUUAUUUUUAUUUUUGUAUUGUAUUAUUUAUAAUUAUCCCUGUUGAAUGAUAUUCAAAUUUCUACAAUCUUGUUAUCAUAAAGUUAAAAGAUCAUGGAUGAAUAUAUUUUUAUCGAAUUUAGUAGUUCAACAAUAGGAGUAAGUAUAGUUAUUUUUAUAUCUUCCUACUAAAAUUCCUUGACUUGCAACUUUAGAGUUAAGGUUUUUCUUUAACUUUUGACUGAGUUAAGUAUACUAUCAUGCGCCUUCUCGUAGAGAAGUACUUAUGUGUGAAAGGUUAUAGCAAAGUGAAAAUAAAUUUUUAACAAUUAAUAAAUUUAUUUUAUUUAUUUAUUAUAAAUAUAAUAUUUUAGUUUUAUAAAAUAACAACCUAAUUUAUUGUUUAGCAUAAACUAUAGAUUUCAAAAUAUUAAUAAUUUUUAUUUCAUUAUAAUUAACAUGAUAAUUAUUAAUCAGCUUAAUACCAAAUUCUCAGUACAAAAUUGUUUUUUAUUGUCAAGUACGACUGGCCCUGAAAGUACAGUCUUUGAUCUCAUCGAGUCGAAAUCAUUGACUCGUAAGAUAGAUUAGUUUAUUGUUACGGGUGUUUUAGUGCAGGAUAUUUGUCAUCAUAAUUAUUUUGCUGUCAGCUAAAUAGUUGUACCUGUCUAUUUUAAUAAGUUGAUUAUCACUAAUCAAAUUUUAAUGAAUAUGAAUCAUAUAUUUUUUGUACAAUCGGUCCUUAAACUAUUAUAAGUGGUGUAGUUCUUCCAAAAUAUUCGAGCUAUGAUAGUGUACUUUAAAAUUGUUAAUUUUUUAGUCACUGAAAAAUGUGGAAAAUAAUCCUUAAUAUCAUUAUAAGAAGCAUUUAAAUAGUUUUGUUAAUUCUUAAAAAAAUAAAUAAAGUUACCGAAUAUAUUCAAAAGCUUUGUUAGAAUGGUUAAGAAUUUUAUAUUUGUAGGUUGAAGUAGACUGAUUGUCUCUUCCACAAGCUACUUGCCUGGAAAUAAUGCUUGUUUAGCUGUAUACGAAAUGUACUAGAUGGUAGUUGACAAUCAAUUAUGAACCAUAAAUUUUGCUUAGCUUUUUAUGCAAUUUUAAUCUGGUUUACUUUUAUGCUUUAUAUGUACAUCUCUGAAGUUUUUAACUUGUGAAUUAUAAACAUUUUUUUUUUAAUUAAAGAAAAAUAUUAACUGAAAAUUAUCACGAAGGCUUUUUUAACUGAAUAAAGGAUAUUCAGUUAUAAAUGUGUGCCAAAUAAUUAUGAAAAUAUUUUAUUCUCAUGUGUAUAUGUAUAUGAAAAAUUUUUUUUUGAUCAUCUUCGUUAAUAUUUUAAAAGUAGUUAUAUGAUUUCAAAUGUAUUUUUAUAAUUUAAAUAUCAUUUGAUGAAUGAAUCCCAUCUUAAAUGUUAUUUUUAAAUUAGUCCUUAGUUAUCACAUUAGUAAAAUCAUGUACCAAUGUUUUGCACCCGUAACACUAUAGUUUCUUAGUGUAAUGAGUAUGCUAUUUCAUAAUUUAUGAAAAUUGUAGGAAGAAGGCAAUUUUGUAUGCUACAGAAGUGAGGCCUAACAUUGUAAUAUAACAAUAGUUAUUUAUGUAUAUUGAGUAAAUAAGUGUAUAUUGUUCAAUGUGUAUAUUUCAUAAAUUUAACUUAUUGUUGUUAUGUUUAUAUUUUAUAAUGAUUACAGUAAAGCGAGCAUGAGAUGUUGAAUCGAAAACUAUAUCAUAAGUUUAUUGUAAAAAAAAAUAUAAAUAUAUAAAUUUGGUUACAUAUAAUGUGAUAAUAUUUUGU
Molecule: messenger RNA, 4573 nt
Organism: Nezara viridula (southern green stink bug)
Lineage: Eukaryota; Metazoa; Arthropoda; Insecta; Hemiptera; Pentatomidae
Source: the annotation of a GenBank genome assembly